Molecule: messenger RNA, 2220 nt
Organism: Gaeumannomyces tritici R3-111a-1
Lineage: Eukaryota; Fungi; Ascomycota; Sordariomycetes; Magnaporthales; Magnaporthaceae
Exons: 3
Coding region: 1-1425 (474 amino acids)
Source: RefSeq, a predicted model, not a curated record
AUGUCCCAACAACAACAAGGCAGCGGGGAGCUCCCGAGCUCCUCGGCAGUGUCCCAACAACAGCAAGAACAGCAAGACAUCGUGGUUGCUCUUCCCCUGCCAGGCGGCAAGACUAUCACGUGCGAGUCGGCGCUCCUAAAACAAAUGGACAUUCUCAAGGAGCUGCAGGAAGUCGCCGAGAACAAAUCACUGUACGAGAUGCUGUGGAACGAGAGACAGGCUAUCGAGGCCAUCGUGCGGCAACACGCGGGCGCCAACUGCGACCCCAAGGCAGAGUACACCUGCACUAUCUCGCCCACCGACGAAUGGAUCCAAGGCGGCUUUAACGUCUGCAUUCCAGUCUGCUUCGGCACGGCCGACGGUCAGCAUCAGAAGCAGCUUCUUUUCCGGUGCCCCCUCCCGUACAAGUUCCCCGAGGCCCAAUACCCCGGCACUAUCGACGAAAAGGUCGGCAUGGAGGUGGGCGCGUACGUCUGGAUCCAGGAAAAUUGCCCCGACAUACGCAUCCCACACUUGUAUGGAUUCGGAUUCUCGGACGGUCGACAGCCACGGAUUGGGUCGUUUCAAUUCCACGACGAUGGCACCAUCUCUCUGACAAACCGGCCCCUCGAAUCGACCAUCGCACGGUUGGAGAACGAGGGCGCCCCGAGGACUAUGCCGCAGAACGCCACGUACCAGGCUACCGAAGCUUACGUCUCUGACAUGCUCACCUUUCACGACCGCAGCUUUCUCAACCACCCAAACGCGAGGCCAUUCAUUCUCCAGCACACAGACCUGCACGGGGGCAAUGUUUUCGUCGACGACGAGUGGAACGUCACAUGCAUCAUAGACCUCGAAUGGCUAUGCGCGUUGCCGGCGGAAUCAAUAAAACUGCCGGUCUGGUUCAUUUGCCGCGGCAUUGACCAGCUGGUUGGCGAGGACCUGGUCAGAUUUCGUCUCAUCAAGGACGAUUUUACGUCGGCCCUUGAAAAAGAGGAGCAAGCGGCCGCGGCAUGUCUGCCAUUAUCGCGCAUCCUGCGAGAAUCAUGGGAAUCUGGCGCCACAUGGUUCUGGUUUUCUGUUUAUUCUCUCAACGCCGCCGUCUAUGUCGUCCAAGACCACAUCGUGCCAAAGUUCACCAAGGAGACAACGAAGUUCAAAGAAGUGAUGCAUCAGUUCUGGGGCCCAGGGGUUGCCGAGGUAAUCCAGGCGAAACUUGCCGACAAAGAGGCAUACGACGAGGAAAUCCGAAAGUUAUUCGGAAAGCCGGCUCGCCCAGAAUCGGCCGAGGAGGGCCCAGCGCCAGCCGAAAAGGUUUCGGCACCGACCGAGGGCCCAGCACCGGCUGAGGAGGGUUCGGUACCGACCGAGGGCCCAGCACCGGCUGAGGAGGGCCCGGCACUGACCGAGGGUCCUGCGCCGGCCGGAAUGCCUAGGUCCGACUGAGAGCUCACCACCGGCUAGGAUCUCCACGUCCGACCCGGAAUUCGAAACCGACAGCGGAGACGGAGCAAGAGGUAGGCACUGGUAGUUGGGUCAUUUUCGCAGACAGAGUAGUUCUUGUUGAGUGUUGUGCACGGACCCUCGGUCACGUGACGGGCGAGGGCCUCUUACCCGUCGCCCGCGCGGCACACGGAUUACUUCACUUUGGAGGAUCCGACACGCACAGAUAGAUCGCCCACGCCUUUGAUUGAUACGAGGCUUAGGCGAUAGAUACUCCUGGCACGCUUCGGGGUCGCCUUAUAUUUACGUCAUUUCCCUCUCCUACUGUCACCUUGAUGCCAUAGCUCUCGUGUCGAGUCUUAUACAACACACCAAUCACAUUGAACCCCAGCCAUUGCUUUGAGCAUCGGUACGCUCAAAGGAACCGGUUUCCCAGAUCGGACUUCUUUUAGACUAAUCGUCGGAGGUGCAAACUGUCGGAUUAAGGGAAAGCCGGCAAAGGAAAAGCCAACGAUCCCAGGACUAAAUACUGGCGUUGUGGGUAUGUCAUGUGACCCACCUCACACACUAAUUAUUGUCUUUCCUAUUGCCUAAGUCACUGUGAUCUCAUCAGGAUGGUUGAGCGGGACCUUCUGAACGAUGGCGGACUCCUUGUUAGCAUCUUUUAUAAUCCCUUCUCUAUCACCCAGAAAAUUGACGUUUUACCUCGUUGCCGCUUGAGCUCGACCCCUGCCUGCUUCCUCCUUCUUGCCUGGGCCGCCAGCGCAGUAGGUACGAGUUGAUCAAUCUCAUCGGGCC